Molecule: messenger RNA, 1520 nt
Organism: Impatiens glandulifera
Lineage: Eukaryota; Viridiplantae; Streptophyta; Magnoliopsida; Ericales; Balsaminaceae
Exons: 14
Coding region: 144-1244 (366 amino acids)
Source: RefSeq, a predicted model, not a curated record
UUUAUGAUUACUGUUUGCGCAAGAGCAGUUUCUGUAUAGUCAAGAAUUCAUCUGCAUCAGAAGGUCUUCUACAGCGACGACAUCGAUUCUUCGAAGGAACGUGAUGCUCAAUCGUCUCCAAUAGUUGCACUUACCAAUCUUCCAUGGCUCUUUCUUUAGGGAAAAUCACGAUCAUCGUUGGUGCAGGUAUUGCUACAACGGUCCUCGCACAGGAAGGUCAUAUCUCAUUCGUCUCUGAUUUUCUCUCUGGGGCUUGCAAGAUUCUUAUUAAGCAAAUUGCGAAUGGGGAUGCUAAACCAUCUAAAAGCAAGCCCAAGAAUGAUGCUUUAAUGGCACAGGUAAAUAGUCUGAGGCAGGAGCUGCAACUUUUGGCAUCAGGCAGACCAGUCACAAUUAUCACUUCAAGUGGUUCAGGUCCCAGAAGAUAUGGGGUUGUCAUCGUUAUUAUUGUUGUUGGAUAUGGUUAUAUCCGGUGGAAGGGAUGGAAACUUCCAGAUAUGAUGUUUGCAACUAAGCGUGGCUUGUCUGAUGCAUGCAAUACUGUAGCCAAACAACUUGAGAAUGUGUACACCUCAAUUUCGGCCACAAAGCAACAUUUAUCCGAAAGGAUUGACAGGGUUGAUAUUAAUUUAGAUGAAUGUGCAGGUCAUUUGUCUACCACCAAAAAUGAGGUUUCAGAAUUAAGUGGAGAGAUGAAGUCGAUUGGUGAUGAUGUUCAAUCUGUUCACGGGCUAGUCCGAACCCUGGAGACCAAGAUUCACAGAAUAGAAGCGAAACAGGAUUCUACAAAUGAUGGAGUUAGAAGGUUGGUUGUUUAUGCCCGGAACUUGGAGAAUGUGAAAGCUGCAGAGCGCAUUGAGGGAUCAAAUUUAUCAAGACCUGCUCUUGAAAUGGCACCAUUAACACCCCCAUCCAGGGUUGGAUCAUUGCCUCCCCUUCCAGCAUCAGAAUCACUGUCCCCAACCAGCUCCAGUGGAUUUGGCAAGGUCCGACGACCUCUCCAAAGUGCAGUCUCAGACUCGGGUCUUAAGGAGCUGUAUGGGAUUUCCGAAACUUCAAGCAGUUCUUCUCAAGUUUCAGUUGAGGUCAUUUCCAGCCCAGAAAUUUCCACCAAUAAUAGUUCAACUACUACACCUACUGCUUCUACUUCUACUACUACUACACCUUCUUUAUUUAGUCGCCAGUUAGGUAUGGGUGCUUCUUUUCUUACAAGAGCCAGAAGUGCUCUGCAGUCAGCCAAAUAGACUCGAGAAUGAAGAUUGUCGGUUUAUUUUAUGGUCAAAAUUCUCAAUGUUGGUCCAUAGAGAGUCGAACAUCGGGUGCCUCCGGUUAUAUAACAAUAUAAUUUCACAUUAUGGUGGACAAUGAGUUUUGUAGAGUUGCUCUAAAUUCAUACUACUACUACUACUAGGAUUUAUUUAUUCUAGUUGAAUUUGUCUCGUAUACAGUAGUUGUUGCCUCCCUUGGAAAGUGCAAGACCAAGGGAUAAUAAUAAAAUUUACCUCAGUAUAACCUGGCUA